Molecule: messenger RNA, 714 nt
Organism: Cladocopium goreaui
Lineage: Eukaryota; Dinophyceae; Suessiales; Symbiodiniaceae
Source: the annotation of a GenBank genome assembly
AUGACGUGGGCAAAGGCUGCGGAAUCUCAUGCUCUCCAGGAGGAGGCAGAGUCUGAGAGUAUAGAGGAAGCGGAGGCGAUCCGUUCUCAGUCGCCCCCACCAUCACCGGACUCUGAAGGGGGCGACUCAGAUGGUCAGUUUCUUCCUGAACUUUAUUGGGCUCACCCUAUCAUGAAAGUUUUGGCAGAAAACCUUGGCAACGCUGGGAAGAUGAAUCGGGAGCUUACCCUUGUCUCUGCUUGCUCUGGCUCAUUGGCAGAAUCGACAGUGCUACAGGUGCUGGGAAUCAGCCACAAGAUUCUGAGUGCCUCUGACAAUGACACCGGUGCAUUGGACUUCAUCCGUGCCAAUUUUGAAGUUGAGCACCUUCAUGACAGCAUGGAAUCCCAGACUUCCGGCCAAACCUGCUUGCUGUGCCGAAGCAAAGGCAAAUGCUGUGUGAUUCCGAAGAGAGCAGAUCUGUUUGUAGCAGGUCUACCCUGCAAGCCAUAUUCUUUGCAGCGUGCAAAACGCUUCGCCUCAGGGUCGGUAAAAGGCCAUAGUGCAUACGAUUUGGCAUUUGGUGAAUUUGCUGAAUGGCUCAAUGUCCACAAUCCGAAAUCUGGGGUGUUUGAGAAUGUCAUGGGGAUGGACAUGGGCGAGGAUUCUGCUGACGAGUCCACUCCACUUCGCAGGACGCCUCUUGCAUUUUGCACGUUCGUUUCUUUGAACUGA